This is a messenger RNA of Hydractinia symbiolongicarpus, 2065 nucleotides long. RefSeq names its product T-complex protein 1 subunit epsilon-like. The transcript is spliced from 10 exons. The record is from RefSeq and is a predicted model, not a curated record. Gene Ontology annotation, cellular component: chaperonin-containing T-complex. The coding region runs from base 134 to 1747 and encodes 537 amino acids. Gene Ontology annotation, biological process: protein folding. NCBI's taxonomy places the organism in Eukaryota, Metazoa, Cnidaria, Hydrozoa, Anthoathecata, Hydractiniidae. Gene Ontology annotation, molecular function: ATP-dependent protein folding chaperone; ATP hydrolysis activity; ATP binding.
ACCACGCUUGAGCCUGAUGUGCAGAAGCUUCUGGAAGGCGACAGCAAAGGGGUAGGUUCACAGUGAAGUUUACUUCAGAAAACCAACUUUUAUCUAGCAAAUCCACUAACAUAUGUUAAGCAAAAACUGAAAAAUGGCGCAAUUAGCUUUUGAUGAGUAUGGGAGACCAUUUAUUGUACUAAAAGAUCAAAACAAUCAAGAGAGAUUGACUGGUGUGGAAGCGUUAAAGUCCCAUAUCAUGGCAGCUAAAACAGUUGCUAAUACUUUGAAAACUUCACUGGGUCCAAAAGGCAUGGAUAAAAUCCUUGUGUCUCCAGAUUCUGAUGUCACAAUCACUAAUGACGGUGCAACCAUUCUGCAACAAAUGCAUGUUGAACAUGAAAUUGCAAAGUUGCUUGUUGACCUUUCAAAAUCUCAGGAUGAUGAAAUUGGUGAUGGUACAACAGGAGUAGUAGUUUUGGCUGGAGCAUUGUUGGAGCAUGCAGAACAGUUGUUGGACAAGGGUAUUCAUCCAAUACGUAUUGCUGAUGGUUAUGAACAAGCUGCACAGAUUGCAAUAGAUAAUUUAGAAAAAAUUAGUGAAUCCUUUGAAGUUGAUCCCAACCAGAAAGAAAAAUUGAUUGAAACUGCAAUGACUACACUUGGUUCUAAAAUUGUGAACCGAUGUCAUCGUCAACUUGCAGAGAUAGCUGUUGAUGCUGUACUGUCUGUGGCAGAUUUCAGCAGAAAAGAUGUUGACUUUGAACUUAUCAAGAUGCAAACAAAAGAAGGCGGACAACUGGAUGACACAAUGCUCAUUAAAGGUGUUAUUGUCGACAAGGAUAUGAGUCAUCCACAGAUGCCAAAGGAAAUCAAAGACGCUAAACUAGCUAUUCUUACAUGUGCCUUCGAACCACCAAAGCCUAAAACAAAACAUAAGCUUGACGUGACCUCAGUAGAAGAUUAUCAGAAGCUUCGAAAUUACGAAAAGGAAAAGUUUUUGGAAAUGGUAAAACAAGUCAAAGACACUGGAGCAAAUUUAGCCAUCUGUCAAUGGGGCUUUGAUGACGAGGCAAACCACUUGCUACUUCAAAAUGAACUGCCUGCCGUCAGAUGGGUGGGUGGGCCUGAAAUUGAGUUAAUAGCCAUCGCAACUGGCGGUCGAAUUGUUCCCAGAUUUAGUGAACUGUCAGCAGAUAAACUAGGAACAGCUGGUAUCGUUCGUGAACUAUCGUUUGGAACUACGAAAGACCGUAUGUUAGUCAUAGAAGAAUGCAAAAAUACACGUGCUGUGACGAUUUUUAUUCGAGGGGGUAAUAAAAUGAUUGUUGAAGAAGCCAAGCGUAGCAUCCACGACGCUCUAUGUGUUAUCCGUAAUCUUGUACGUGACAAUCGUAUCGUGUACGGUGGUGGUGCGGCGGAAAUAUCGUGUGCGCUCGCUGUAAGCGCCGAAGCUGAUAAGGUUGCUUCGAUCGAACAGUAUGCCAUGCACUCAUUUGCAGACGCUUUAGAAAACAUUCCAAAUGCUCUCGCGGAGAACUCUGGCUUGAACCCUAUAGAAACAGUAUCUGAAAUUAAAUCCAAGCAGAUUUCCGAAAACAAUCCACGUCUUGGUGUUGACUGCGUUGGAGCUGGAACUAAUGAUAUGAAAUCACAACACGUGAUUGAAACUCUGCACGGCAAGAAACAGCAGAUCUCACUCGCCACGCAACUCGUCCGUAUGAUAUUAAAGAUCGACGAUAUUCGGAAAACCCACGGUGAGCAGUGAAUGUAUUAAAUGUUUCCGUUACCGUUACGUGGAAUACCAGUCCUACGAAAAUCCAAAGAUCGCCCUCAACCUCUCAGUUUUCCAGAAUUUUCAGUGUUGCAAUUAUGUAACCGCAAUUUUUAGAAAGAUUAGGUUGCCUUUUUCACACAUCUACUUCUAUUGCGGUGACAAAAAAAUCUUCGAUCUGAAUGUUUGCCCCUCGCGUGCUAAAGAAGUAUAUGAAGAAAAGGGCCACCUCGCUUUCAAAAGGAUUGAAAUACCUUGUUCAAUGUAAAUCUUCAAAGAAAUUAAAUACUAACUAAGAAAGUCAGUGCGUAA